UUAUGCAUUGAAACAUGGCCACUAUGUUGUAGCAACGUGGGAUUCGUUCUAAUAAUUUGGAAAAUUAAUUUUGUUUGGACUUUUUAUCCAAGAAAGGAUUGUCCAAGAUGGGGAAGACACAGAAGAAAAAAGGCCUUGCUGACAAAGUGCAGAAGACCAAGACUGCCACGGAGAUAAAGAACAACCCCUUUGAGGUGAAGAUAAAUAGGAAGAAGUUUGACGUUCUAGGAAGAAAGACAAAGCACGAUGUCGGCCUGCCUGGUGUUUCCCGUUCCAAAGCCAUAAAAAAGCGUAAAGAGACCCUGCUGAAAGAAUACAAACUGAAGAACAAGGCCAAUAAAAUUAUUGACAGACGGUUUGGAGAAUAUGAUACAAAAAUGGCCCCAGAAGAAAAAAUACUAAAGAGGUUUGCCUUGGAGAGACAGCGCAUUCAUGACAAGAAGGAUAUCUAUAACCUGAACGAAGAGGAGGAAUUAACCCAUUACGGCCAGUCCUUGGCAGACAUUGAGAAGCUGAAUGAUGUGGUUGAGAGUGACAGUGACACGGAAGAAAAGGGUCUUUUGUCAGCGGAGCUCACUGCAUCCCACUUUGGAGGAGGAGGGGGCCUGCUGAGGAAAAAGUCUCCACACGAGCAAAACAAUGAUGACGGCACUCAUAAGCCCAAGACCCGCCAGGAACUCAUUGAAGAGAUGAUCGUCAAGUCAAAGCUGGAGAAGCGAGAGCGACAGACGCAGAGAGAGGAAGCACAGGAAUUGACAGAAAAACUCGACAAUGACUGGAAAUCCAUUCAGAGCCUGCUGGUUCACAGGACUCCAAAGUCUGAGCUCAAGGAAGCAGAUGAGAAGCCCAAGCCUGAUGAGUAUGACAUGAUUGUACGGGAGCUGGGCUUUGAGAUGAAAGCUCAACCGUCUGAGAGGAUGAAGACUGAGGAGGAACUAGCCAAGGAAGAGAAGGAACGUCUCCAGAAACUGGAGGCCGACAGGUUGCGCCGAAUGCAGGGGGACAUUGAAGAGGACAGCACGAAGAAGGUCUCUCAUCUCUCUGCAGAUGAUCUGAAUGAUGGCUUCAUAUUGGAUAAAGAGGACCGCCGUACACUCUCAUACCAGGAUGGGAAGUGGAACAUCGAGGCGGAUGAGGAGGGUGAGGAAUCUGGGAAAGAUGAAGAAGAUCUAGGAGGAGAGGAGGAAGAGGAUGGAGAGGAAGGUGGGGAGAGUGCAGAUGAAGAGGAGGAGGAAUCUGAGGAGGAUGCAGAAAGUGGUGAUGAGGGCAGUCACUCUGACUUGGACUCAGAGCAGGACAGCAACCAGGAGGAAGAUGAAAAGGAGAAGACAGAUAAAGAGGAGGCCUUUCCCGUAGUACAGAAGACCCUGACCGAGGAGGAGAGAAUAGCACAGCAGGAGGCCGCAAAAGCUGAGCUCCCAUAUACAUUUGCAGCUCCUGAAAGCUAUAGUGAUUUGCUGUCUUUAAUCCAGGGGCAUUCACCUGAGAAGCAGUGCAUUAUUGUUGGGAGGAUUCAGAAGUGCAAUCACCCAAGUCUUGCAUCAGGAAAUAAAUUCAAACUUCAAAAAUUAUUCGGCUUCCUACUCGAAUAUGUUGGUGAACUGGCAACCAGAACUCCCGCUGACCUGCUAACAGUGAACAAGCUUGUUCCGCAGCUGUAUGGCCUGUGCCAGAUGUUCCCUGAAGCCGCCUGUACUUCGAUGCAGUCAAUUCUGUGUGACAGUGCACAUGACAUGGAGGAAGCAAUAGAACUUAAAGGACGUUCUCCUUUUCCAGGUCUUGACAUGCUGAUUUAUCUGAAGAUUGCAUCCCUUUUGUUCCCUGCUUCGGACUUCAGACACCCUGUGGUCACUCCUGCUAUGGUUUACAUCAGUCAAUCACUUACAAAGUGUCCAGUUACUACGUUGGAGGACGUGACUACAGGACUUGUGCUUUGUUCCCUCACAAUAGAAUAUGUAUCGCUAUCCCAGAGAUUUGUACCAGAACUCAUCAACUUCCUUUUGGGGAUUCUGCAUUUAGCAGUCCCUGAUAAAACAUCAUUAGGGUACGCUGUGGUGCCUCCGUUCAAGGCAAAAGGGAAGAGCUCUGACCUGCUGGUGGUGAAGAAUGAAAAGGUGGCUGAAGUUUGGAAGAUAAAGCAACAGCCACUCUCUGCUGUUCAGGGGCUGAAGUUUAAGGACAGUUUGGAGAUUGACCAUUUCAAAUUCUCCUCAUUGGCUACUUGUUUAGACCUUGUGAAAAGGUGCACAUCACUGUAUAAAUCAUUACCUUCCUUCAGCAAAGUCUUCCAGCCAAUCGGAACUCUCCUUAUGAAACAUCUUCCUGUAGAAAACUAUCCUUCCCACUUACGGGCACUUCAUCAAGACAUUCUGGAAGCAAUAAACAGCACUCCAACAUCACAUGUGCCGCUAGUGUUGGAAAAAAAGAAGCCUGUUCCUCUGAAAUUGUACACGCCGAAAAUCGUGGAAGUCCUGGACUACGGAAAGAAGCGUGGAUGCACAAAACAGGAGAGGGAGCGAGAGAGGCUGAAGCACAAGUACAAGAAGGAGUUCAAGGGAGCGCUUCGGGAGAUCCGCAAGGACACCAGGUUCUUGGCCAGGGAGAAGCUGUCUGAAGUUAUGGCCAGGGACUCGGAGAGGAAGAGGAAGGUGAAAGAGCUGUUUGGCAGCCUGGCAACACAGGAGGGAGAGUGGAAAGCUUUGAAGAGACGGAAGAACAAGAGCUGAGGUCCUGCUAAGAUUCACUGCCCUUUAACAUGUCUCCGGCACACAUUGGGGUUGUCCCGUUAAUCUCAUCGUGUGCAUACCACAGGAGUUUGGGAUCAAAUCCUCUCUUAGCCUGCAAAAAAAGCUGUUGUCUUUGUUUAAUGGUUUCUUGUCCAUCUGUUUUUGAUUUCAGUUAUGUUCAUUAUGUAUUUGUGAGCUGUGUAACCCCCCUCAGAAAACAAACCAAUUUCAUGUCCCGUUUUUCUGUUGAUGGUACUGCAUUACAGCAGUUGAUCUUGUGUGUUCAAGAGUCUUGGUGCGUUUCUUUUUAUGAUGGACUGGGUUAAAACAUGAACUUUAGUAAAGUGCAUUUUACAGUGUUU
Lepisosteus oculatus (spotted gar) is the source of this 3088-nucleotide messenger RNA. RefSeq names its product NOP14 nucleolar protein homolog (yeast) (gene nop14). Gene Ontology annotation, biological process: maturation of SSU-rRNA. The record is from RefSeq and is a predicted model, not a curated record. Gene Ontology annotation, cellular component: nucleolus; small-subunit processome; Noc4p-Nop14p complex. NCBI's taxonomy places the organism in Eukaryota, Metazoa, Chordata, Actinopteri, Semionotiformes, Lepisosteidae.